CUGUAGAAAUUUAUAACUUGUAGUAGUUCUUAUCUACUAAAUGCGUGUGCACACAUUGAUAACCAUAUUGUACAUUUAGCACAGUAGUUCGAACAAAAUUAGUGGCUUGUUUUUCACAAUGUUGACACUAAAGAACAUUAGCAAAAUUCAUCUGUUCAAUGUACGAUCAUGUUGUUCCAAGACGAAUUUAAACGACGUUGUAAUAGUCAGUGCAGUCAGAACACCUAUCGGAUCGUUUCUCGGAGGCUUAUCGAGCGUACCUGCGCCAAAACUUGGAGCCGUGGCUAUUCAAGCAGCAGUAGAGCGUAGCAAGGUUUCGAAGGAUCAGAUUACAGAAGUUUUUAUGGGAAAUGUUUGUCAAGCUUCUUUGGGUCAAGCGCCAGCGAGACAAGCUACGUUGUUUGCAGGUUUUCCCAAGUCAACGAUAUGUACAACGAUCAAUAAAGUUUGCGCAAGCGGUAUGAAAAGCAUCAUGCUUGCUUCUCAGACGUUACAAUGUGGACACCAAGAGAUCGUGCUUGCUGGUGGUAUGGAAUCAAUGUCCAACGUACCAUUCUACCUUGCACGAGGAGAAACAAAGUACGGUGGUAUGAGACUCGAGGAUGGGAUCGUGUUUGAUGGUUUAACGGAUGUUUACAACAAAUUUCAUAUGGGCAAUUGCGCAGAAAACACUGCUAAAAAGUUAAAUAUCACGCGCAAAGAGCAAGACGAAUACGCUAUCAACAGUUACAAACGUAGCGCGGAAGCGUAUGCGAAUAAAGUAUUUCAAGAUGAACUUGCACCAGUUAACGUGCCGCAAAAAAAAGGCAAACCUGAUAUUGUAUUCAACGAAGACGAAGAGUACAAGAGGGUGGACUUUGCUAAAUUUAACAAAUUGAACACGGUCUUUCAGAGAGAAAAUGGUACAGUCACUGCUGGAAAUGCGUCGACUUUGAACGAUGGAGCUGCCGCGUUGGUUUUAACGACUGCGAACGUCGCGCAGAAAAUGAAUCUGAAGCCUUUGGCGCGAGUGGCCGCGUUUCAAGAUGCUGCGACCGAUCCUAUCGAUUUUCCAAUUGCACCGUCUUUCGCUAUUCCCAAAUUGCUACAAAGGGCCGGUGUUAAUAAAAACGAUAUAGCCCUUUGGGAGAUCAACGAAGCUUUCAGCGUAGUUGUCGUUGGAAACCAGAAGCUGCUCGAUAUCGAUCCUAGUAAAGUAAACGUCCACGGCGGCGCUGUGUCUCUUGGUCACCCCAUCGGUAUGUCUGGGGCACGUAUCGUGGUACACUUGGUACACGCUCUGAAGGCUGGGGAAAAGGGUGUUGCGUCCAUUUGUAACGGAGGCGGCGGUGCCUCUUCAAUUUUAAUCGAAAAAUUGUAAGUCCGCGACGAGAAACGUUUCCGCUGAUGCGGAAAUAUUUUUAUACUUAUUAUGCGGGGAAAAGACUAUACUCGAUCAAUACUCCAGUAAAAAAUGUAUUUUACCAUAUGGUUUUUGAAAGAAUCGUAAAAACUUUCUAUUUUUUUACUACACACGUGUAAUUUUUAUAUUUAGAUUUUUACAAAUCACGUUGUUACGACGAAUAAACA
This is a messenger RNA of Colletes gigas, 1569 nucleotides long. It is a transcript of the gene Acat1, whose product is annotated as acetyl-CoA acetyltransferase, mitochondrial. The coding region runs from base 119 to 1360 and encodes 413 amino acids. The transcript has 8 exons. The record is from RefSeq and is a predicted model, not a curated record. Gene Ontology annotation, biological process: fatty acid beta-oxidation. Gene Ontology annotation, molecular function: acetyl-CoA C-acetyltransferase activity. NCBI's taxonomy places the organism in Eukaryota, Metazoa, Arthropoda, Insecta, Hymenoptera, Colletidae.